AUGCCUUGUUUCCAUGUGAUGCCUUUGCUUUUCAUGGGCUUGUUUAGUUGUGGCUGCAGUUCCUGGCUUGUGACAUGGCUCUGUGUCUUCUACUGCUUCAAAGUGGUCAACUAUUCUGGACAGGUGUUCCUGCAAAUUAAACAACAAAUCACUGCUGCUGUACCCUACCUGUUGACUGGCACCAUUUUUGGAUGUGCCAUCAUCAGUAGCUUGGUAUUUACUGAUAAGGUGACAAGAUAUAGCACCUCAGACUUUACAGGAAAUUGUACAUUUCAGACAGAAACACUGUCACUGUGCCUCUGGUAUACAGCAGUUUGCCAAGUUUUUCAAUGUAUCCUGCCUCUCAUGCUCAUGGUGACAAGUAGUGCCCUCAUGGUAAUCUUUCUUUGCCGACACUCCUGGAGGAUGAACUCCACUGAGGCUGGUUUCAGUACCAACUGUUCCAUGGCUCAUGUCCGAGUAGCCAAAAUGAUUAUUUCUUUGACCCUGAGCUAUGCCAUAUUUGUUAUUUCUGUCUUCUUUUCCUUUAUUUUGGAUAAACCAGAACAAUACAGGAUAUUUUUCAUGUGUAUCUAUUUGUGCCUCAGUUUUGUGGUACUGUGCUCUGGAAUUCUAAUUUAUGGCAAUAAAAAACUGAGGGAGUGGUGCAAAAUGUACCUCUUCUGUAGCAGGAGUGUGGAAGAACCAUGA
Messenger RNA from Protopterus annectens (West African lungfish), 690 nucleotides. Its product is annotated as taste receptor type 2 member 43-like. The coding region runs from base 1 to 690 and encodes 229 amino acids. Gene Ontology annotation, biological process: G protein-coupled receptor signaling pathway; sensory perception of taste. Gene Ontology annotation, molecular function: G protein-coupled receptor activity. Lineage: Eukaryota; Metazoa; Chordata; Ceratodontiformes; Protopteridae. Gene Ontology annotation, cellular component: membrane. The transcript has a single exon. The record is from RefSeq and is a predicted model, not a curated record.